AUGCCUAUCAACCAACCCUCCAACCAGAUCAAGCUAACAAAUGUCUCCUUGGUCCGACUCAAGAAGGCGAAAAAACGCUUCGAAAUCGCAUGCUACAAGAACAAGGUCUUAGAAUGGCGCUCUGGAAUCGAAACCGAUCUCGACAACGUCUUGCAGAUUGAAGGGGUGUUUUUGAACGUAUCUAAGGGACAGACUGCACCAUCGGCGGAUCUCGCAAAGGCUUUUGGUCCAAAAGUGCCUGUGAAGGACAUCAUCCUCGAGAUUCUGAAUAAGGGAGAGCUACAAGUUGGAGAGAAGGAAAGAGCAGCGGCGCUCGAGAGAGUACAUAAUGAGGUCGUCUCAAUCGUGGCGAGCAAACUGGUCAACCCAUCGACUAAAAGAGUGUAUACUACGGGUAUGAUCGAGAAAGCGCUCGAGAUGUUGAGUUCGCAAGGGUCGCAAGCACAGCAGGAAAAGACAGCAGCUGCGGGGAGCGCCACUGGUACGGCAGCAGCUGGAGAAGAGGGAGAGGCCAAACCAAAAGUCAGGGAGCAUACGUGGACUGGAGUUGUUUCUACCAAGAGUUCGAAGAGUCAGGCGCUUGAGGCCAUGAAAGCGCUCAUCGCCCAUCAACCAAUACCUGUCGCAAGAGCGAGGAUGAAGCUCCGGGUCACUUGUCCAAGCGGAAUCCUCAAGUUUACCACCAAGGCUGCAGGCUUGGUUGCCCCAGAUCAAGAUGCCGGGGAGGAGAAGAAAGGGAUGAUCAAAGAUCGUAUUUUAAGCUUCAUCGAGCAGGUGGAAUCGCAAGAUGUUGUUGGAUCCGACUGGGAGGUCAUUGGAUUUGUAGAGCCGGGCGCAUUUAAGGGACUAGGAGAUUUCAUUGGGAGCGAGACAAAAGGUCAAGGAAGAGUGGAGGUGUUGGACAUGGCCGUUACUCAUGAAGAUUAA
This is a messenger RNA of Glarea lozoyensis ATCC 20868, 927 nucleotides long. Its product is annotated as FYSH. Bases 1 to 927 code for a protein of 308 amino acids. Lineage: Eukaryota; Fungi; Ascomycota; Leotiomycetes; Helotiales; Helotiaceae. The transcript has a single exon. Gene Ontology annotation, biological process: ribosome biogenesis; cytosolic ribosome assembly. The record is from RefSeq and is a predicted model, not a curated record.